UAAUUUGACAACUUGUGAGCCUGUGACGCCUAAAUCAGGCGACGGACGUCCAUGUGUUGAGGAAACACGCCAAACAACUUGUGCUUUCGUGGGGACUGGGCUGACACGCCACAUAGAAACUUCUAGCAACAAAUCGUCAGAAAAUAAGCAAGUUUACAAUAUUUUACAUCGUCGGAUUAGUUAAAUUCUUUUGUUUAAAAGGUCUUUAAGUCAACCAUGUCGGUUAUAAACGAGGAAAAUGUGCGUGGUGGUGGUGGGGAGCAAUUAUUUAAAGACAUAAACGCAGAGGAUGAUGAGUUGGAGCCUACGAUAGUGGAGUCUCUGUGUAUGCACUGCUACAAGGAUGGCUCCACGCGUUUACUCCUGACCAAAAUCCCCUUUUUCAAAGAAAUCAUAAUCUCCUCGUUCAGCUGCCCGCAUUGUAAUUGGACAAACACCGAAAUCCAAUCGGCUGGACGCAUUCAAGACCAAGGCGUCCUUUACACCCUGAAGGUGACGUCAAAAUCCGACUUGAAUCGCGAAGUGGUAAAAUCCGACAGUGCCACAACUCGGAUACCCGAGCUGGAAUUCGAAAUCCCAGCUUUCACCCAGAAAGGCGCUUUAUCUACUAUCGAGGGGCUUUUGGACAGAGCAGUGGCCGGCUUGGAACAAGAUCAGGUGUUGAGGCGAAUACAGGACCCCGAGGUGGCAGCGCAACUGGACGAGUUUAUUGAGAAGUUGAAAGCUCUCAAGAAUGUGGAGUCGGAGUUUAGUUUUGUCAUAGAUGACCCUUCGGGGAAUAGUUUCAUUGAGAAUCCUUUAGCGCCACAGCAAGAUCCAGAUCUGACAGUCACCCGCUACAGGAGGAGCGAGGCCCAGAACUCGGUACUGGGGAUCCAAGAAGAGGACCCCGAACCGGAACUGGAACAUCCAGGUUUUGUGGAAAGUUUAAAGAACGAGGUGUUGGUAUUCAACACCAACUGUCCCGAGUGCAAUGCGCCUGCUCACACCAACAUGAAGCUCGUUCAGAUCCCACACUUCAAAGAGGUGAUUAUAAUGGCCACCAACUGUGACAGCUGUGGCCACCGCACCAACGAGGUGAAAUCAGGAGGAGCGACAGAAGAGCAAGGAACCAAAAUCACCCUGAACAUCGCCCAGCCCAUUGACAUGAGCAGAGAUCUCUUGAAGUCUGAGACGUGUAGUGUUGAAAUCCCGGAGCUGGAUUUUGAGUUGGGAAUGGCAGCGCUGGCCGGCAAGUUCACCACCGUGGAAGGACUUCUCAAAGACAUUAAGGAUCUGGUGAUGAAGAACCCGUUCACCUGUGGAGACUCUGCCGUGAGCGAGAGAGGAGACAAGCUGAGGGCCUUUGCACACAAGAUGGACGCCAUCAUAUCAGGAGAGCUGAAGGCCAGGUUGGUGCUUGACGACCCGGCGGGUAACAGCUACAUCCAGAAUAUCUGCGCUCCGGACGCCGACCCGCAGAUGGAGACGGAGAAAUACACGCGCAGCUACGACCAGAACGAGGAGCUGGGACUCAACGACAUGCGGACGGAAAACUACCAGCAGGAGGAGCCCUAGAGCCAUGAGGUUGGCGCUGGACCCGCAGAUGGGGGCGGAGCUUCAAGCAAAAGGAUAAUGAUGAACAGGAGGACUCCUGAAGUCACAAAGUUGCUACACUGCAAAAAAAAAAUCUUAAACUUUUUUUUUUUUUUUAGUUUUGAGUAAAAAGCAUAUAGUCAAUCUUAAUGUCAAUGAGAAUCCCCUGAUAGGUGAUACUUUUCAUACAGAAUCAAGAACUUGGAAUUUAGAACAUUUAGACUCGUUGUGCUUGUAACACGCAAACAAAAUCUCACCAAGUGAAAAUUACUUUCCCCAUGGACAAAUUUCUUGAAAUAAGUCUUAAAGUUUUAAUUCAAAGUACUAGUUAAUGUGUGAUUUUGACCUCAAUUAAGAUUGACGUGAUUUUUUUACUUGAAACUAGAAAAAGUUUUUUCAAGAUGUCUUUUUUUUCAGUGUGGCCAGGCCUAAAGCUUCAAAUGCAUGGCAAUUUGUAAUUUAAGUAGACAACACUUAGUCCUUAAGUGUCCGUUUAAGUUGAAGAGUUUAUGAAUGUGGAAGGGUGCAAAGAGACCCCAAGCCUUAUUUCAACACAUAACUAUUUAUUCAUAAUAAUAAUAAUAAUAAUAAUUUCAUUUUAUAUAGCACCCUUCAAAACACGGUUUUGACAAGGUUGUUUAAGAACCCUUGAAGUUUGCGAGCUGAAAAGCGACCUUUUUAUUUUAAGAAUCGAUAAUAUAGAGGUCACGUCAAAUCGCUUUACUGUGUAAAUGUGACGGUCUGAACAUUAGUAUGCACAUGUUUUAUUCUAGAAUGUUGCCAUUGUUACGAACAUUCUAAUUGUCAUUGUUGGCAUUGUUACGAACAUUCUAACCAUUUAACCCCUCUGUUAAAAAAAAAAAAGGUUGAAAACCACUGGUCAAACACCCCUUUGACAUCAUCAUAAGCCUGCCAACGCCCCCCAUAGUAUAUUAACAAUUAGAUUGUCUGCCGACACCCCCGAUGGCAAUUCAGCACCCAUCUGCCCAGUCAGCUUUAUCCACCUUUACGCCCCCUCUAGGGCUACACAAUGCCCCCCUAGGGUUCCCCAAUUCUAUAGGUCCCCUGUUGAGAAAUAUUAUAGGCCAUAAAUGAAUUUUAUUUGCAUUUGCAAUCAAGUCAAGUGUUUGGGGGGUUUUGUCUUUGUUCAUGUAAGUGUCAGAAGAUCGUUUCCUCUUUUCUCUUCUCUUUUCUUCUCAUCUCUUCUCAUCUCUUUUGUCUUUUAUUUAAAAAGGGUUAUUGGACAUAUAUUUUAUUUGAAGUUGCAAACAAAGUCAAGUGUACAUGGGUUUCUUUGUACGUGUCCAAAAACAUAACAGUUGGCUCAUGUCUGUGGUCUGGUUUUAUAGAAAUAUAUCCGGUAUGGAAUUACACACGUUUUGUUAUGUGCCACCUGAGGAAAUAAAGCCGUGGGAUGAUUCAAGUCA
Engraulis encrasicolus (European anchovy) is the source of this 3002-nucleotide messenger RNA. It is a transcript of the gene zpr1, whose product is annotated as ZPR1 zinc finger. The record is from RefSeq and is a predicted model, not a curated record. Bases 217 to 1557 code for a protein of 446 amino acids. NCBI's taxonomy places the organism in Eukaryota, Metazoa, Chordata, Actinopteri, Clupeiformes, Engraulidae. Gene Ontology annotation, molecular function: zinc ion binding. The transcript has 7 exons. Gene Ontology annotation, cellular component: nucleus; cytoplasm.